AUGACCCUAAUCACACUAAUUAUCAACCCCCUCAUAUAUAUUGUCCCCGUUCUCCUAGCAAUAGCCUUCCUCACCUUAGUAGAACGAAAAAUCCUAGGAUAUAUACAACUACGAAAAGGCCCAAAUAUUGUAGGCCCUUACGGGCUUCUCCAGCCAAUCGCAGAUGGGGUAAAAUUAUUUAUUAAAGAACCAGUAAAACCAUCAACCGCCUCUCCAACACUUUUUCUAUUAACCCCCACACUAGCUCUUACUCUAGCACUCAUCUUAUGAAUUCCCCUCCCAAUACCACUAGCACUUACAGACUUAAAUCUGACUAUCCUCUUCAUUCUAGCAGUUUCUAGCCUUUCAGUAUAUUCUAUUCUCGGCUCCGGCUGAGCCUCAAAUUCCAAAUAUGCCUUAAUUGGUGCACUCCGAGCAGUAGCACAAACAAUUUCAUACGAAGUUACCCUAGGCCUCAUUAUUCUUUCCCUUAUUAUAUUUACAGGUGCUUUCACACUUAUUACGUUUAAUACCACACAAGAAGCCGUAUGAUUAAUUAUACCUGCUUGACCACUAGCAGCAAUAUGAUUUAUCUCUACCCUCGCUGAAACAAACCGCGCCCCUUUUGACCUCACAGAAGGAGAAUCUGAAUUAGUAUCAGGAUUUAACGUCGAAUAUGCAGGAGGCCCCUUCGCCUUAUUUUUCCUCGCAGAAUACACGAAUAUUUUAUUAAUAAAUGCCCUAUCCGCAAUUCUAUUUCUCGGCCCAUCAUUCAACAUUUUAACCAUUAAUCUAAAUUGAGCUAUUAAAACAACCCUCCUAGCUUCACUAUUUCUCUGAGUGCGCGCCUCAUAUCCUCGAUUCCGAUAUGACCAACUAAUACACCUAGUAUGAAAAAAUUUCCUCCCCCUCACCCUCGCCCUUAUUAUCUGACAUAUCUCCCUGCCAAUUUCCCUAGCAGGCUCACCGCCACAACUUUA
Molecule: messenger RNA, 959 nt
Organism: Polypterus senegalus (gray bichir)
Lineage: Eukaryota; Metazoa; Chordata; Cladistia; Polypteriformes; Polypteridae
Source: the annotation of a RefSeq genome assembly